This is a messenger RNA of Drosophila willistoni, 361 nucleotides long. RefSeq lists its product as uncharacterized. NCBI's taxonomy places the organism in Eukaryota, Metazoa, Arthropoda, Insecta, Diptera, Drosophilidae. The record is from RefSeq and is a predicted model, not a curated record. The transcript has 2 exons. Bases 16 to 282 code for a protein of 88 amino acids.
UAUAAGAUCGAGCUAAUGGUUGCAAUUAGCAUCAGUUCAGCGCUAACCAUUGAACGGGAAUCAAUCAAAACAACAAAACACAAUCAAUAUGAAGUUCUUCUCAGUUGUCACCGUCUUCGUGCUGGGUCUUUUGGCUUUGGCCAAUGCCACUCCCCUAAAUCCUGGCAAUGUGAUUAUCAAUGGCGACUGCCGGGUCUGCAAUGUGAGGGCCUAGGAAUCCGGACGAUGACCCUUAUCACCUGGCUAAAGCAUCAUCCACACAGCCAAAAAUAUGUUCAAUAGUUUUACAAUAGAAUUAACGUACACAUCACAAAACUAAAAAAACAUGUUAAACUUUGAAAAUUAAACAAAUGAUAAAAAU